AUGGAGUUUACACAAGAAACAGACAUAACAGAAACUCAACCACCACCACAAUCACUUUCAGAAAAUCAAAUCAAUUUUCAACAAUUACAACACAUGCAAGCUGCCAAUAGUAUAGACAGACACUACACACCACAACUAAAGUUUACUAACUUUGCGGCUCAACCACCUAUUGUAACAAAGUAUGUUACUUCGAAAUUUUUAAGACACGAUAUUUCUUAUUUCAAUCGGGAUGAAUCAAAUAUCGGAUCGAAAGUAUUGGUGAUACAUCCAGGAUCAAGAUACCUUAGGAUCGGUCGCGCUUCUGAGGCAUUUCCUAUUGUUGUUCCACAUGUGAUUGCACGCAGAAUUAGAAAUAGAAAGGAGCAUGAAACACAGCAAGAGGAAGAAAAAAAAGAAAUCAAAGUCGAAGUCGAUACUGAACAUGUUCAUCCUGUUCAUGUCAAAAUCAAAAAGGAGAAGGAAAAGAAAGAAAUGUAUGAUGAGGAUGCUAAAGAAACCGAAUCUUGUUCAAAUUCGGCGGGUUCUUCGGUCGCGACGGAAGAAGAAGAUGAAGAUGAGGAACAUUUUAAACAAGCUGUCGGUGAAAUAAAAAAAGAAUUAAAAGAAAAGAUAAAGGCAUCUAAACGGAGACCUGUUGCCAAUGCACAAUCGCAAGUUCACUCAUUUAAUAAAUCUGUUCAUCCAGAGAUAAUUGCGGAUCAUAAUGAUCCUUAUAGAGUCGAUUGGACUUUGGUAGAUGAGGAUGCCGAGUACUAUGUAGGAGAAAAGGCCCUUAGAUUGCUCGAUUCAGAUGAUUCUUUUAAUUUGUUUUAUCCGAUACAAAAUGGAGAAUUCAACACCAGGGAUUACGAUUCCAUAAAAGCUGUAAUCGGGGAUCUAGAAACAAUUUGGUCUGAGUCUAUUCAAGAAAAAAUUGGAAUUUCUCAAAAAAACUUCAGGAUCUACUCUGUAAUUCUUAUUAUUCCUGACAUAUACAAUCGACUAUAUGUGCUGGAAAUGAUCACAAUGUUGCUACGAUAUAUGGGUUUCCGACGCGUUUUUGUGGCACAGGAAUCUAUAUGUGUCAGUUUUGGAGCUGGCAUGUCGGUAGCAUGUAUUGUUGAUAUUGGAGCCCAAACCUCUACCAUCACGUGUGUCGAAGAUGGAAUGUGCAUUCCCGAUUCCAGGGUAUACCUUCAUUAUGGGAGUGACGACAUCACGAAUUUUUUCAUUAGACUAUUAAAAAGAAGCAAGUUUCCAUAUUCUGAUAUGGAUUUAAAUCGUGCAUAUGACUGGUCGUUGGCUGAAGAACUGAAAGAGAAAAUUUGUACAUUGGAUGAAGCCAAUCUUACUAUUCAAUUAAACGAGUUUUAUGUUAGAGCCCCUAAUAAACCUACAUUGAAAUAUCACAUUAAGACGUACGAUGAUGCGAUUAUUGCACCAAUGAUGGAGCUAUUACUAACAAUGGAGUAA
Molecule: messenger RNA, 1452 nt
Organism: Funneliformis caledonium
Lineage: Eukaryota; Fungi; Glomeromycota; Glomeromycetes; Glomerales; Glomeraceae
Source: the annotation of a GenBank genome assembly